UCGUAAACUUCCUGGAUAUUUGGGAAGCCGAAAUGGCAGGAAAAAAGUCAGAAUGGGUUUACGACGAAUUGCUCUGCUUUCUUGGCAGUGCAUUUUUCCAUGUACCAGUAGAUGGUUUUAUAGAAGCUAAAUGUUUAAUUUUUGAUCCAAGUGUUGAGGAUAUGGCAGAGUACAAGAAAAUCCACCAAGAAUACAAACAAGUUGUUGAAGCUUUGUUAGAUGCAUUCACUAAAGACACAAAGCUGACACACGACGAGGUCAUACAAGCACUCAAUGAUAUGAAUUCCAAGAAGGAUAUUAGGGAAGUUUUUCAUGGUUUGUUUGAGUUAGUGUUAGCAAUGGAUGAUUACCAAGUGUUUGUACGAAUGAUGACAACAAAGAACAUUGAAUUGCAACAGCAAGCACUAAUGCUGAUAAUGAAAACAACAGGUGCUCUCCCCGACAGUCUGUCAGACUGUCAGUCUCAGUCUCAGUCCCCACCCCCUGCACCUCGUGAGAGUGAAGAUGAAAUAAUGAAGCGAGUACUUGAGUAAG
Molecule: messenger RNA, 534 nt
Organism: Mercenaria mercenaria
Lineage: Eukaryota; Metazoa; Mollusca; Bivalvia; Venerida; Veneridae
Product: cilia- and flagella-associated protein 36-like
Exons: 4
Coding region: 33-533 (166 amino acids)
Cellular component (GO): ciliary base; axoneme
Source: RefSeq, a predicted model, not a curated record